ACGCUUCUUGUUUCUGCGAUCGCUGCCUUAAACCAAAUUCGUUAUUUCGGUGGACACUCUGUCAGAAUAAAUCGAGUAACUUUCAAGAAUUUCUUGCUCGUGCCCAACAGAAAAUAAUUGCUGAGGAGUCAAUUUCGGUCCCAAAUUUUAGCUUUACUCCCAAAGAAUUAACACCAGAUGGAGACAACAAAAAGAAAAACAAUAAAAAGAUUCCCAAUAGCAAAUUUGGGAAAAUUCAGUUUGGUGGACCAUCGAAAGGAGAUUCCGGCGAUCCCGAAGUACGAAUGGCAAAGAAACAGUAUGCUGAGGACCGGAAGCUGGGAUACCAAAAUGUCUAUACAGCUGGAGCAGCAACUAUCUUUGAAGAGUUGAAAGGGAAAGGAAUUAUACCUGACCCCCGACCCAUUAGGACUCCUGAAGAUCAAUUAGAUAAAUCUAAGUACUGCGCUUAUCACAAGUCACCGGACCAUAAUACUGAUGAAUGUCUCAGCUUACUGUCUGUAUUAUUAAGACUGAUAGAGAAUCCACAAGUAAAGAGAUUUGCCAAAAAUUCCAAUUUCAAAUGCAAAACGCGGCCUACUGUUGUUCUUGAUGACGACGAUGAUGAGGCAGAAAUAAACCCAAAAAGAGUCCGACCUGGUGAUAAAGAGGUCUUUAUGCUUACUCCAGAAGAAUCCACGAAUAAAAUGGUCAAACAAACUCAGUUUGACUUCUCGUCUACAUAUGGAGAUUUCAUUCCCCGAGUUAAUACGAAUGAUGGUAGACCACCGUUAUCCCGACGUCAAGCUAAAGCAUAUGCCCGAGGAGCCUAUUAUUUGGGAAAACGAGUCGUUACAACCGAUUUACGAGACACUAUAAACUCUCGUAAUUGUCCAAUCACUUUCACUGCAGAUGAUGCCAAUUUGUUCGCUCAUCCUCAUACAGAUGCGUUAAUAGUUACUGCGCAAAUUGGACACAUUCCAGUACAUCGAAUCCUG
This is a messenger RNA of Striga hermonthica, 977 nucleotides long. The record is from the annotation of a GenBank genome assembly. Lineage: Eukaryota; Viridiplantae; Streptophyta; Magnoliopsida; Lamiales; Orobanchaceae.